This is a messenger RNA of Theileria parva strain Muguga, 2577 nucleotides long. RefSeq names its product DNA ligase I ATP-dependent (dnl1) family protein (gene Lig1). The record is from RefSeq and is a predicted model, not a curated record. Gene Ontology annotation, biological process: DNA recombination; lagging strand elongation; DNA repair. The transcript has 15 exons. The coding region runs from base 1 to 2577 and encodes 858 amino acids. Gene Ontology annotation, cellular component: mitochondrion; nucleus. NCBI's taxonomy places the organism in Eukaryota, Apicomplexa, Aconoidasida, Piroplasmida, Theileriidae. Gene Ontology annotation, molecular function: ATP binding; DNA binding; DNA ligase (ATP) activity.
AUGUUGCUAUACUCCAUAUUCUUGCACAUUGCUGUUAGGACCGCUGUUUUUAACCUCAUUUUUAAUUAUUCCGACACAUUUCUAUUAAACUCGAGAACAAAAAUGAUUAAUUCACUUAAUAUCAGGAAUUAUUUUGGUGGCCAAACCCGUGAGCCUUCCAAUGAUUCCUCGCCCGAAGAUUCCGAAAAUACCAGAACACCCGCGAGGCUAUUCAAUUCCCAGAAGAAUGAAAAUCUGGAUGAACUGUUCACAGAUUCAAGUGUUCAGGAAAUAACCGAGAGUGAGUUUAGAAGGUCAGUUAUGGGAGACGCGAAGCCAAAAGAUGACAAUGAGCCUACUAAUGUAUCUGACCCAAAAGAUGACAAUGAGACCAAACUGACGAAAUCUGACUUAAAAGAUGAUAAUGAGAUGAAGUUGACAAGACUUGACCAGUCCGAUGUAAAAAGUCUUUUGAAGUUGGAAAAGAAGGCCCUCAAGAAGGAAUUUGAUGAUGAGCCUGCGGUUGGUUCACUAUUUAACAUUUAUAUAAAGAAAUGUGAUAGUAACGACGACAUAACUUCUUCCAGAUUUGACCCAGCACUCUUCGACAUCACUCCCUACUUCCCCUCCACCAUGUGCGGAAAACCAAACAACUCCAUCCUAUUUUCAUUGGUAUCGAGUGUGUUGCAGAAGUCGGAUGACAUAUUUUGUACCGGGAAAGGGAGUAGGAAGUCGGUGUUAACGUUGUUGGCGAAUUUCUACCGAGUACUCAUCUACUAUAAUCCGCCAGAUGUGAUCCCAGUGACUUAUUUGCUACUAAACAGAAUAUGCCCCGAAUAUGAAAAUAUUGAAAUUGGAGUUGGAGACUCCCUAAUCAUCAAGUCAAUGUCAGAAGCCUACAGCAAAUCCGAAAAAAACAUCAAAUCAAAUGAUAAUAAUAAUGUAGUGUUGAAGAAGUAUGAGGAUUUGGGUUUGGUGGCGGCUGCGAGUAGCUGCACAUCUCAAUUACUCUUCAAGUUACCUGAAAAUACAAUUUCUGGCGUUUUUAAUCAUUUUAGAUCAAUUGCCGCAGUCACCGGGAAAAACUCAAAUAACCAUAAAAAGGAAAUCAUAAAAAAAUUGUUAAUAACGGCAAAAAAGGUUGAAUCGAAGUAUAUAAUAAGAUCACUGCAGCAGAGGCUGAGAAUUGGUAUUGGUCUUAACACGAUUUUCCAAUGUAUUGCUGACGCGUUUUACUUGACAAGGCCUGGGACUGUCAACCCCGUGAAAGUUGGAGAAAAUACCGGGAAAGCGUUAACUAAGCCAAUUGGAGAUGUGAGAACUGAGGAUACCCCCCCUAAGUACACAAUUGAAGAUAUGGAAUUCUCAGUGAAGACAGCAAUAACGAUGUUACCGAACAUAGAGAAGGUUGUAGGACACUUACUUGAUAAUGAUAACAGUGAACAGUUGGUAGAACACUGUAAGAUUACACCUGGAAUACCUGUAAGACCAAUGCUAGCGAAACCAGUCAACGAUCAAGCAGAGAUCCUCCAAGCUCUCGGAGGAGAUAACGUCACCUUCACUUGUGAAUACAAAUACGAUGGCGAAAGAGUACAAAUUCAUCUUCUCAAAGAUAAAUCCAUCAAGUUGUUUAGUAGAAAUAUGGAGAAUUUGAUGGAGAAGUAUCCUGAUGUGGUGGAACAUUUCAAAAAGUCUAUAAAGCCAGAUUUAGAAGAAUGCAUUAUCGAUUGCGAAGUGGUUCCAGUAGAUGAUGAAAAUAAGAUCCUAUCAUUCCAAUCUCUGUCAACAAGGAAAAGAAAAGACGUUAAUCCCAACAAUGUGUCGGUGAGGGUGUGUUUGUUUCUCUUUGACAUAUUAUACUUGAACGGAGAAUCAUUGGUGACUGAACCGCUUUCAAAGAGGAGAGAGCAUUUGUACAAUUGUGUGAACACCGUACCUGGGACAGUAGUUUUUGCAGAAAACAGAAACUUCCAGUCAAUUGAACAUAUCGAUGAUUUCUUAAAAUCAGCACUACAAGGUUUGCGUUACGGUGCUUAUUCUUGUGAAGGAUUGAUGAUAAAAACCUUGGAUGAUAAGGCGACGUAUGAACCCCAGGCAAGAUCAAACAAGUGGAUAAAGUACAAAAAAGAUUACAUUACGGGUUUAGCUGAUUCUGUCGAUUUAGUCCCCAUUGGCGCUUUCUUUGGAAAGGGAAAGAGAAUAAGUGUGUUUGGAUCAUAUUUGUUGGCUGUGUAUGAUCCAAUGCAGGAAGUAUAUCAGGCACUUUGUAAAACUGGAACAGGCUUUACGGAUCAGGCUCUGAAGGAUUUGCACGACUCACUUCAGAAGGAUAUUACGAAAACUAAGCCAAGUUUCUACGACGUUUCAGAAAAAAUGGAGCCGGAUGUGUGGUUUUUACCUAAAAAAGUCUGGGAGUGUAAAGCCGCAGAUUUGUCCCUUUCACCAGUUUACACUGCCGCAAAUAGAUUAAACGCAAAUGAAAAGGGGAUUGGAUUGAGGUUUCCUAGAUUCUUAAGGGUUAGAGAAGAUAAGAAACCAGAAGAAGCUACCACAAGUGAUCAAAUUUUUGACAUGUAUAUGAACCAAUUUAACAAAUAA